AUGAACAUCAAUCAAAGUUUUGCAGCCCUAACCCUGACCAAGCAGGGAGGUCUCGGGACCUUCCGUAAGCUACCCCCUGAACUUCGAAUCAUGGUUUGGAAAGAACUCUUCAAGUCUAUCGAACAGCUCCAAGGACCCCGGUCAGAUCCUACUCCCGGUAGUAACGAAAGCAUCAUCAGCAUCAUGGCAUGCAGCCAGGAUCUGUAUGAGGAAGUCGGUGAACUCCUGUUUAACAAUUUCAAUCACGAGAUUGAAAUUCCGACUGCGUCAGAUGGCCCUGCGUGGUUCAUCAACCUAUCAGCUCGUUAUCUCAAGUCUCAACAGAAUAAGAUGGGCCAUUCCGAAUGA
This is a messenger RNA of Penicillium verhagenii, 348 nucleotides long. RefSeq lists its product as uncharacterized. The coding region runs from base 1 to 348 and encodes 115 amino acids. The transcript has a single exon. NCBI's taxonomy places the organism in Eukaryota, Fungi, Ascomycota, Eurotiomycetes, Eurotiales, Aspergillaceae. The record is from RefSeq and is a predicted model, not a curated record.